Messenger RNA from Oryzias melastigma (Indian medaka), 662 nucleotides. Its product is annotated as dnaJ homolog subfamily B member 4. Gene Ontology annotation, cellular component: endoplasmic reticulum. The transcript has 4 exons. The record is from RefSeq and is a predicted model, not a curated record. NCBI's taxonomy places the organism in Eukaryota, Metazoa, Chordata, Actinopteri, Beloniformes, Adrianichthyidae. Bases 1 to 585 code for a protein of 194 amino acids. Gene Ontology annotation, molecular function: protein-folding chaperone binding; misfolded protein binding.
AUGGCGCUGGGCCCGGCUCAAGGAGAAAAUAGGACUCAUGUAAGAAGAAGAACAAGAAGAGGAAGACCUCCGGUCUCAAUUUGUUCUCGCCUCAACGCUGUGCGCCCUCUACUGGUAAGAGGGAACCACUGCAUCUCAGUGGAAGCCACUGCGACGGUGAAAAACUAUUAUGAGAUCCUGAAAGUGGAGAAAACGGCAACAGAGAGCCAGAUAAAGAAGGCUUUCCGCAGGCUGGCCGUGAAGUUCCAUCCAGAUAAAAACAGAAGCGCCGAUGCAGAGAAGGUCUUCAGGGAAAUGGCUGAAGCUUAUUCUGUUCUCUCUGACAAGGAGAAGAGGAGGCAGUAUGAUAGUAUGGGCCAUGAAGCUUUCCUAGAAAACGCUGACACAGACCAGGAACAGGACUCAACCUUCCACUAUAAUUUCCAGGACAUCUUCCAUGACCCCCAUGGUAGUCCCUUUAUGGAGGAUUUCCACUUCCAUUGGAGUUUUCCUUUGGAAGAAGAAGAAGAAAUGGAACAUUUCUCCUUUUCUGAGACAAACUUUUUCUUUUUUCCAGAGGAUGAAAAUGAAGAAGAUCUGUAUUAGUUUUGUUUUUAAUAUUUUAUGUGCCUCUUUUGUUUCCUUUUAUUGUAUUUCUAAUAAAGUUACUCGAUUAAACUUGA